Molecule: messenger RNA, 3361 nt
Organism: Coregonus clupeaformis (lake whitefish)
Lineage: Eukaryota; Metazoa; Chordata; Actinopteri; Salmoniformes; Salmonidae
Product: prolyl 3-hydroxylase 2
Exons: 15
Coding region: 924-2981 (685 amino acids)
Biological process (GO): collagen metabolic process
Cellular component (GO): endoplasmic reticulum
Molecular function (GO): L-ascorbic acid binding; protein binding; iron ion binding
Source: RefSeq, a predicted model, not a curated record
UGCUCCUUUAAGACCCCUCUUUCAAAGUCACUGAGAUAUUUUCUUCUAGCCAUGGUAACCAAAAUAAUGAGCAACUGGGUAUUUUUAUACAUGACCCUAAGCAUGAAGGGGUGUUAAUUGUUUAAUUAACUCAGGAACCACACCUGUGUGGAAGCACCUGCUUUCAAUAUUUCUUUAUCCCUCAUUUACUUGUUUUCUUCAUUUUGGCAGUUACCUGUAUAUUCCCAUAGGGGCAAGUAAUGAAUCUCUGGAGAAAGUACUAGAAAGAGUAUUGGGACCUGCAGGGGGAGACAAUGACUGAACAUUUUGCAGGGGGAAACAGUGACUGAACAUUUUCAGAGCGGGUUACUAGAGUUGAUCUGAGGUACUGUGGCGUUGUUCUGCUCUAGCCAUCCUUCGAUCUCAGAGAUCACAGAAAAUGUUUGGUUAAAAGAAAACAAGGAAUUAAAAGAGUCCCAUUUAACAUUGUGUUGGCAAAAUAUAGACUAAAAGGUAGGCAUGCAGUGUAACUUUAGCCUACAGUUACAACAGUACUAUAAAACUCUAAAACUGAACAGUAGUUACACUGUAUCCUGUGUGUUACUAGUAUAGACUAUACCUAGAUAUGUUGACACUUUAAACAGUAGGCUACAUCCAGAUAGGAUUUAUAAUUUUUUGUUGUGAAGUAGCCUAUAGUGUGUGUUCCCUAAUGUGUCCCUGACUGAAGUAGUCCAAUUUCCGCCCCGCCAUUACCGUCCGGAACAUCUACCAAAGGACGCAUUGAAUGGGAAUCAAACCUUUUUCAACUCUUAGCCUACCACGUGACUGUCACAUCUUCUAUCUGGACUCCGCAAGCCGCCCUGGUAAUUUUAUCAGAAGACGGAGGAGCUUGUGCAAACUGGUACGUGUGAGUAGUGUCACACCAACGAUAACUAACGCCGAAGAUGGAUGUUGUGAAUUUUUCCAUUGGUUGUAUCUUCUCGAUUGUCCUUCAAGCGCUGUUGUUGUCUUCUUCAUAUGGUUUGUUGGAGCCCUACGACCUUUUAUACAACAAUGCCGUCGAAGCCUUUUACAGCAGUGACUAUAAAGAUGUGGUGCGAUAUAUGGAGGGUGCGCUCAGCAGCUACGCAGAAGUCCGCCAGACUAAAGUCCGAUGUCGGCUGAGAUGCCAGGAUCAGCACCCGUUUGAUUCCGCUUCCAUGGACCUGCAGUUCUUUGACGUGGUUCUCCGAAGAUCCAAUUGUCAGAACGAGUGCAUUGAAGAGAAAGUUGGAACACAGUCCAUGCACAAAGUCAGUGAGGAUGUCAUCCAGGAUUUUCACAGACGAAUCCCGUACAACUAUCUUCAGUUGGCUUAUCAGAAGUUGAAGCAGUUGGACAAGGCAGCGGCGGCAGCACACACUUAUUUCCAGGCUAACCCGGAGAGCGUGGAGAUGGAUCAGAACCUGGAGCAGUACAAAGUUCUGGAGGGCACCAAUCUAGACCACUUUGUGGACAGAGAGGCCCGGCCACAUCAGAGGUCCUUCUCAGCAGGGGUGAAGCUGUAUGACAGUGCAGACUAUGAGGGAGCCAUCUCCCUUUUCGAGGAGGCCCUCCAGGAGUACUACAGGGCUGACGUGGAGUGUCGGGCCCUCUGCCAGGGGCCCCAGAGGUUUGAGGAACAGGACCAUGUCCUCUACCGCUACAGCCUCUACGAACUGGUCUCAGAUCACUUCACCCAGGUGCUGCACUGUGAACACGAGUGUGUGAGAGACCUGUCUACCCGGCCCGGCCGUCUGUCUCCCAUGGAGAACUACCUGCCUCUACACUACGACUACCUGCAGUUUGCCUACUUCCAGUUGAACAUGGUGGAGGAGGCGUUGGCGUGUGCCCAGUCCUACCUGCUGUUCCACGAGGGGGAGGAGUUUAUGACAGAGAACGUGGAGUACUAUAGAGAUGCUAUAGGUCACGACGUCAAACCCCGGGUGAAGGCUGAGUGGUACCUGAGGCGCCAUAAGCAGGAGCUUGAGCUACUAAUGGUCGGCAGUGAGAACAUGCACGUGGAGCUUACAGAGGGGCAUUACUGGACCAGCACGGGUGGCAGAGAGGAUUCUAACAGGAUCCCUUCUGGUACUGAUGGAUGGAUGGAGUACGUACCCAUAUCAGAGAAGAAGAACUUCACCCUGGCCCCACCACAGGAGCUUAGAGAAGGAGGCCCCCUGUUGUAUGACAGUGUGCAGCUGGUCCGGAACUCACAGGCCCUGAACGGAACUCAGAGGGUUCUCCUGGAUGAUGUCAUGUCUGUGGACGAGUGCGCUGAGCUCAAAAACCUAGCCCAUACUGUCACUAUGGCAGGAGAUGGAUACCGAGGGAAGAUGUCUCCUCACACACCCAACGAGAAGUUUGAGGGAGCCACUGUGCUGAAAGCACUGCAGUAUGGCUAUGAAGGCCGUGUCCCUCUGAGGAGCGCUCGUCUGUUCUAUGACGUCAGCGAGAGGGCCAGGCGCAUCAUCGAGUCUUACUUCCUGCUCAACUCAACACUUCACUUCUCCUACACACACCUGGUGUGCCGGACUGCCAUCACAGGGCAACAGGACCAUAGAAAUGACCUGAGCCAUCCUAUCCACGCUGACAACUGUCUGUUAGACCCAGAGGCCAAUGAGUGCUGGAAAGAACCACCAGCCUACACCUACAGAGACUACAGUGCUCUGUUGUACCUGAAUGGAGACUUUGAGGGAGGGGAGUUCAUCUUCACAGAAAUGGAUGCCAAAACAGUCACAGCUCAGGUGAAGCCACAGUGUGGUCGUAUGGUGGGCUUCUCGUCUGGAGGGGAGAACCCCCAUGGGGUGAGGGCCGUCACCAGGGGGCAGAGGUGUGCCGUGGCCCUGUGGUUCACCCUGGACCCCCUCUUCAAAGAACUGGAGCGUCUACAGGCUGAUGAGGUGGUGCAGGCAUUGGACAACCAGAGCAGCCAAUCAAAGUGGGACACAAGCCUCAACAUCAACCCCAAAGAUGAGCUGUAGGAGCCACCCAAAUCUUUAUCUAUCUAUUUAUUGAAUUAAGUUUGGAUGAGAACAAUGUUAUUUUUGUACUGUUUGAAGUGCAAGGUUAUAUCGUUGUUGUUCUUAUAUUUGUUGUCAUUGUGGCUUUAGUCUGUUGUUGUUGUUGUGAUCGUGUGUGAUUUUUUUUUCUGUAAAUACCAGUACUUGAGUUCUCGUUUGGGUCUUAGUUUUUCUCUCGAAUGACUAUCUCUGUUGGGUUGAAACACAGUCGUUGUGCCUCACACUUUAAAGAUUCAGUUGACUUUGUGAUUCAUAUACGAGGUUUUUACAAUACAGACCUGUCAUACAGUGAGGGAAAAAAGUAUUUGAUCCCCUGCUGAUUUUAUACGUUUGCCCACUGA